AUGGAGAAGGGGAUGGAUCCGGCGCUGCUGGACAACAUCAUCGCCAGGCUGCUGGAGGUGAAGAGCCUCAAGCCCGGGAAGAACGCGCAGCUGUCCGAGUCGGAGAUCAAGCAGCUCUGCGCCGCCUCCAAGGAGAUCUUCCUCGCGCAGCCCAACCUCCUGGAGCUCGAGGCCCCCAUCAAAAUCUGCGGUGAUGUCCAUGGCCAAUAUUCUGAUCUCCUGAGGCUCUUUGAAUAUGGUGGAUAUCCUCCUCAGUCCAACUAUCUUUUCUUGGGCGAUUACGUGGACCGAGGAAAGCAGAGCCUUGAGACAAUAUGCCUUCUUUUGGCUUAUAAGGUCAAGUACCCCGAGAACUUCUUUCUUCUAAGGGGAAACCAUGAAUGUGCAUCAGUAAACCGCAUCUAUGGGUUCUAUGAUGAGUGCAAGCGCAGAUUCAGUGUGAAACUCUGGAAAACAUUUACAGACUGUUUUAACUGCUUACCGGUAUCAGCAUUGAUAGAUGAAAAGAUUCUAUGCAUGCAUGGAGGUCUUUCUCCAGAGUUGAACAAGCUGGAUCAAAUACUCAACCUCAAUCGCCCCACAGAUGUGCCUGAUACCGGGUUACUCUGUGAUCUUCUUUGGUCCGAUCCUUCGAAUGAAGCACAAGGAUGGGCUAUGAAUGAUCGAGGUGUCUCAUAUACAUUUGGACCUGAUAAAGUGGCUGAAUUUCUUGAGAAGCAUGAUUUAGACCUCAUCUGCCGAGCCCAUCAGGUUGUUGAGGAUGGCUACGAGUUCUUUGCUGAUCGUCAGCUGGUAACAAUAUUUUCGGCGCCUAAUUACUGUGGAGAAUUCGAUAAUGCUGGUGCCAUGAUGAGUGUAGACGAGACGCUGAUGUGCUCCUUCCAAAUACUCAAACCUGCAAGGAAAAUGUUGCCUGGUUCAACUAAUAACAAGUCUGGCUUCAAGUGCUAUAUUUACAUGCUAUUCUGUACAAAUGAUUAG
Molecule: messenger RNA, 981 nt
Organism: Triticum turgidum subsp. durum (durum wheat)
Lineage: Eukaryota; Viridiplantae; Streptophyta; Magnoliopsida; Poales; Poaceae
Source: the annotation of a GenBank genome assembly